This is a messenger RNA of Saprolegnia diclina VS20, 1006 nucleotides long. RefSeq lists its product as hypothetical. The transcript has 4 exons. Gene Ontology annotation, molecular function: protein dimerization activity. The record is from RefSeq and is a predicted model, not a curated record. Bases 1 to 987 code for a protein of 328 amino acids. NCBI's taxonomy places the organism in Eukaryota, Oomycota, Saprolegniomycetes, Saprolegniales, Saprolegniaceae.
AUGUCGACUGCUCCCGACCCGGAGCGUUCGUCGCUUGACGAGAUGGCCUCUGACCAAGAGGAAGACGUCGUGGAGUUCGACCAGCACGGCAUUCCGCUCGACAAGAACCAAGUGUACGGGAACAAGACGUUCACGCAUGUGUGUACCUUGUGCACGCGGGACGUUGCAACGCGCGAGGGGCCAGUCGACGCCUGGAAGACAGUCCUUGUGACCACGGUCCAUACGAGCAACGCCUGCAAGCACAUGGCGAAUGCGCACAAGACGCACCCGUUCUCUGUCGACUACAUUAAGGACAAACUCGAGAAGGCGGUCAAGCGACUUGCCGACUUUGACGCUGGUCAAGACGCGGCUCCGUCCAAGAAGCGUCUCGCGUUUAAUAUUAUCGACAAUGACCAGUUCCGUACUUUCGUUGCUUCGUUUGGCGGCACAGCGCCAACUCGGGCAUCGUACAACGAAAUCAUUGAAGCCGAGUAUGCCAAAUUUACGACCACGGUGGCAAAAGCGCUGCACGACACGUUUGCGCUCUGCAAGAACAUCAAGUUCCUCAGCCUUAUGCACGACAUGUACCUCGACGAAGGCAGCUCCGACGUCCUUGAGGCCACGAAGGUGCUCGACGCGUGGAUUGCUCUAUAUAUCGACUGGACUACGCACACGGAGGCCAACGUCAUGGACGCCACGGGCAAAUCCUUCGACAUGUGGAAGUUGUACAAGGAAGUCGAUGUUCUCAAGUGGUUCAAGGACGUCGGCCAGGUGAUUUUUCCAAGCAUCGCUGUCUUAGCCCGCGUGCAUCUCGCAAAACCGAUGUCGAACGCGUUUCAAGAGCGCGUUUUUUCGACUGUCAGCAACAUUGUGACGGCAAAGCGCAACGCCGGUGACCCCGCUCGCGUGGGGAAGCUCAUUGUGCUCAAGCAAAAGUGGACUGGCGACCGCCCUGACACGAAAGCGAAGAAGUGUCCAAUGUUAGCGCCAAUAUUAAUAACAUAUUAAUAUAUUAAUAUGGCCCUAC